Penicillium bovifimosum is the source of this 2085-nucleotide messenger RNA. RefSeq lists its product as uncharacterized. The record is from RefSeq and is a predicted model, not a curated record. Gene Ontology annotation, biological process: positive regulation of GTPase activity. Lineage: Eukaryota; Fungi; Ascomycota; Eurotiomycetes; Eurotiales; Aspergillaceae. The coding region runs from base 1 to 2085 and encodes 694 amino acids. Gene Ontology annotation, molecular function: guanyl-nucleotide exchange factor activity. The transcript has 6 exons. Gene Ontology annotation, cellular component: cytosol.
AUGUCUUCUCCUGGUAUAUCUACCGCUCAACCGGCCACCCAUGAAGAUGCUGGCCGCUCUUCAUUUCCAAAAGGUGACUUGGAAUUAGUCCCCGUCGAGAAAAUUCUCUCUGAUCUACCGGGUACUUCUUCCUCCUUACCACCCCGCACGGAGACCGUUGACUCUGAAGAGCAACGAGACAUGUUCCUGGAAUUGCGAGACAUCAUUGAGAAGGCCCGUCAGGUCGACGAGGCUGGAAACAGCUUCGAUCUCAAGGAACUCCAUGCAUCUCUUGAAGAGGCGGAUGCAAACAUAAGACGUGGGCGCAGGGAUGCCGAAACCCUACAAAGCGUGAACCUUACUCUGCAAAAGCUCUGGGCUUGUAACUCCGAAUACUUGGUACAGGCUACUGAAAUCAUUGCGAAUGGCAGCAGAGAUCCUUCAUGGCGUGCCCCAAUUGGCCAGUCUGGUAUUUUGAAAUUCUUCUUGGAAGUGAUUUCUUUGAAGCAUGAAGUCGAUACCAGCUUGGUGCUUCACUCUCUGCGGGUUAUUGGGAACUCCUGUGCCGAUACAGAUGAGAACAGGGAGAUUGUUGUGAAUGGAAACUAUACCCUUGCUAUUAUUCGGUACUUCCUUGAUCCCGAUCUGGCGUUUGUUGCCAUUCCGGUCAUCUACAAUAUUUGCAUGGACUACGAGCCGGCACAUGCUCAGAUAGCCACCAAUCGGACGGCUUACAUUCUAUUGAAGCUGGUCAAAGAUGGCAAGAUUGGGGACAAUGAAGCUCUACUCAAUUUUGCAUACGAUCUGAUCGAACUAGCAUCGGAACAAGCGGAAGGCAUUGAUCAAUCUCCCGAUGGGACUAUUCUACUGUUGAUGGAACUUGCCGUUGAAAAGGGUAUAGACUUUGCGCAUUUCUCGUCAUUGGCAGUCUCCCUUGCUGCAUAUCUCGAAAAGGAGAAGUUCCAAAAAAUCUGCAUCUCAAAUGGGAUGGUGGAAGGCGUUCUAGAUGUCCUGGCCCGCUCAGUCUCAGUAGAGGUGGACCAGUCUUCCAGCGAAGAUGUCAAGGUUCUUGCUCAGCUGCGCCUCAAGAUUAACCAUGCUUUAGCAGAGGUCUCUGCCUCACCAUCGUUCGCUCAGCAAUACCCCCUUGAUUCUCCUCUUGCACAGAGGCUAAAGUCCUGGGUGGUUGCAACCGAGGACCAGCUUCAAAUCUGCGCCUGUGUCGUGCUUGGCAAUCUUGCCCGGUCCGACGAAGUCUGCCAGGUGUUGGUAGGGGAUUUGAAAAUUCACGAAGAAUUAAUUUCAGUUCUUCAGAGCGAUGCCCGUGGUGCGGUUCUGCACUCCUCACUUGGAUUCCUGAAGAACCUUGCCAUUGCCGGCGACAACAGAGUCGUCCUUGGAGAAGCUGGUAUCAUUCCCGCUAUCUCUCGGUUAUGGGCAUAUGAGUCGGUUCCGCAGGUUCAAUUCUCAGCCACGAGUAUCGCACGUCAAGUGAUCAUCUCCUCGAUGGAUAACAUUUCUCGUCUUCUCGCUCCUCUCUCACAAGACCCAGAUUCCCCAGCUCACCAGCGAACCUAUCUCUCCCUACUUCUAUCGCUAUUCGAGAAAACGGACGUUGCUCCAAUCAAAACUGAAAUCGGUCGAACUGUUGCUUCAAUCUGUCGGACUGUUAGCCCCAAGGCUCGUGAUGGACAAGGAGAAGCAGUUACCUUGCUUGACCGGCUCUUCACUCUGCAUGAGGGUGUGGCGCUGCCAGUUGGCGCAAUGAUCACACAGACUCAAUGGCCUGUCGUUCGCAGUGAAGGUUGGUUUGCUCUGGCUCUGAUGGCCACCAACAAACUGGGUUGCGCCGCCGUCAUGGAGUGCUUGCAUAAGACAGAGGUCCUCGAGUUACUUAAGUCAACACUCAGCGGGGCCACUUCUGAUCCGGGUCAAGCCGAGGAGACAGAAAAGGCCCAGGAGACCAAAGACCGCGACAACGUUAUUGUGCUUGUGCAAGGUCUGCUGACGAACGAGUCCGGUGUACUUCCUGUGGGAUACAGGGAUAUGUUAGAAGACCUGAUGAAGAUCCAGGCCUCACAGUUGAAAGCUAUUGCAGGUGCUUAG